Messenger RNA from Necator americanus (New World hookworm), 357 nucleotides. RefSeq lists its product as uncharacterized. The coding region runs from base 1 to 357 and encodes 118 amino acids. The transcript has a single exon. The record is from RefSeq and is a predicted model, not a curated record. NCBI's taxonomy places the organism in Eukaryota, Metazoa, Nematoda, Chromadorea, Rhabditida, Ancylostomatidae.
AUGCGAAGAACAGUAGAUCGGUGUCCGGUUGAUGUCAUUCUAGUGCCAUCAGGACAUCCCUUGACUCUGGAGUACGCUGACGAUGUUGUAAUUGUCGCGGAAAGCAGUACGGAACUUCAACAUGUUGUCAAUCUUGUAUCGAAGCUGGCUAUGGACUACGUCUAUAGACGUAAGCAAAUGUGGAUCUCCUCGAGACAUCAAACGGGAAUCAGGGUGGACGGACAACCGAUAGAACUCGUCGAUGAGUUCUGUUACCUGGGUUGUACGCGGAAGAACAACGGCAGCUACGAGAGAGGUGUUCAGCAAAGAUGCGGAAAGGCCACUUCUGCAUUUAAAUCCUUAACGAAAUGCCUGUGA